Molecule: messenger RNA, 701 nt
Organism: Acanthopagrus latus (yellowfin seabream)
Lineage: Eukaryota; Metazoa; Chordata; Actinopteri; Spariformes; Sparidae
Product: SLC35A4 upstream open reading frame protein
Exons: 3
Coding region: 207-518 (103 amino acids)
Source: RefSeq, a predicted model, not a curated record
GUUAUAUGCCUCAAUGAGCUUCCCCCAAGCUCCAACCAUAUCUUUUUGUUUACUGUCGGUUGCCUUAAAUAACCUGGAAGACAAGAGAGGGGCUUUAUGUCUAUUCUAUAUAGGAUUUACCUCCCCAGACCAAACUAAUCGAGCUGAAACGAACAACGAGUGGCUCAGGCUUGUGAGCCGAACACCGAGCACCGCACUGAGCAAAAAUGGCGGAUGACAAGGAUCCACUGAAACAGUUGAGAGAUCUGACGCAGCUCAGAAAUCAGUUGGAGGAAAUCCAGAAGCGAGUAGAGAACGAAGUUUCAGUGGGAAUUCCUCAGGGAGGCUCAGUUUUGGGAUCUCCGUUUCUGAAGGGUGUUCUGGCCGGCUAUGUGGUGGCCAAACUACGCUCCUCUGCCAUCGUCGGAGUGCUGCUGGGAACAAUCACUGGCAUUUAUGCAGCACAGAACUAUGCCGUGCCCAACAUCGAAAGGACCGUGAAAGAGUAUAUGAACAACUUGAAAAAAGGUCCAAAGUAACUUGGCCUGACUGCUGCUCGUGCCGGUGGCGUAACGGGCUCAAGAGGAAGAAAUUUUGUCGAAGCUGCUGGCUUCUCAGUGGCUCAUGAAGGAUCAGCCGGCAAGAUUUCUGUGUAGACUGGACUAUGAUAUAACUGGAAUUUCGUUUGGAACUUAAAGUAAAGUUGUUGUUCUUUUUAUCUG